ACCCUGUUUCUUAAUCCCCACAAUCUUCCUUUCACUGCCCCCCAUGCCUUCAUCUAUAUAUAUACAUAGCCCUUCUUUCCCUCCUUACCUUCUGCUUCAUCUUUCAAACCUCUCUUCCAUCAAUGGCUCGCUUCCUCACCUUCCUCUCAUGUUCUUUCUCAUCUCUGCUUCACUCUGUUCCUUUUCAGAAGCCAGAAAGCUCCAAGUGGGUGCACAGAGGAGCUUCCGGAAUGACGUCCCGUCGACGUCAAGGGACAGUCUGUUCCUGAGUUCCCUUCCCAAGGGCACUGUGCCUUCUUCUACGCCCAGCAAGAAAGGCCACGCCAUGGUGGUUGACGAGAAGCUCAUUGCUCGUCACCUUAUCGCCAUUGAUCGACUUCUGAGCUCUGUUCCUAGCCCCGGUGCUGGUCACUAGCUUCUUCUUAGCCCCUCACAUUUUUUUAUUAUUUUUUUUUCAAUUUUGUUACCUAUUUAAAUUCCUAGUAUUGUUGUUGCAGAGAAUCAGAUUAGCUAGGUGUAUUCGACCAUGUAAAAGCUAGUAUAUAUAUGUGUCUCUGUUUUGGGACUAUCCGCAUGUGAUCGGUCCCUUUUUGAUUGUUAUCAUUAGUGGAGAAGAAAAU
Prosopis cineraria is the source of this 620-nucleotide messenger RNA. Its product is annotated as precursor of CEP14-like. The transcript has a single exon. The record is from RefSeq and is a predicted model, not a curated record. Bases 44 to 415 code for a protein of 123 amino acids. Lineage: Eukaryota; Viridiplantae; Streptophyta; Magnoliopsida; Fabales; Fabaceae. Gene Ontology annotation, biological process: cellular response to nitrogen starvation; response to osmotic stress.